UUACAUGUAGGUUGUGACAUUUAAAUAACGGCAUCCAACGCAACGGAAGGGGACCGAAAAGUUUGUUUUAUGCUCUCUCCCCUCACAUUCUAGACACAACAAAGGGAAGGGAAAGGGAAGGAAAGGGAAGGGUUUUUUGUGUCUGCGUCCUCUCAUUCCUCACCCCUUCUUUAUUUUUCCUCAAUCCAGUCUUUGGAGAUGGAAAGCAAGGUUGAAAAUCACAUGACAUCAGCUGCGGCCUUUGUUGAAGGAGGCAUUCAAGAAUCUUGUGAUGAUGCUUGCAGCAUAUGCCUUGAAGAGUUUUGCAAUAGUGACCCUUCAACUGUAACUAUUUGCCGGCAUGAGUUUCACCUACAAUGUGUUCUUGAAUGGUGUCAAAGAAGCUCUCAAUGUCCUAUGUGUUGGCGACCUAUUAGCUUGAAGGAUCCUACCAGUCAAGAAUUGUUUGAGGCGGUAGAGCAAGAGAGGAAGUGGAGGGUCGCUCCAUCAAGAAAUGCUGCUAUUUUUCAUCACAAUGCUCUUGGAGAUUUUGGAUUGCAACAACUACGCAUGGCUAUCAACGAUGAUGAUUUUGAAGAGCGAAUACUUCAACAUUUAGCUGCUGCAGCAUCAAUGAGAAGAGCACACCCCAUUGGUCGAAGGGAAAGGCAGCGAAUUCAACCCUUUGCUCAUGAUCCAAGUGAAAUUCCAAUGGACAAUCCAUCUAUUCCAGUAACAUCUAAUGGAGAUGAACCAUUGCAACAAACACCACGACUUCAAACUGAAAGUUCUUCAACUUCUGAGUCUACAAUUACAGAAACAAAUGAUCAAGAAAUUUACUCAAAUGAUAGACGCAAUGUAGCCAAUUCUUCACCAAAAGACCAAGAUAGAGCAGGAUCAUCAGAAUUCCACUCAUUUACUGAUACUUUGCGGUCCAGACUUAAUUCCGUGUCAAUGAGAUAUAAAGAGUCAAUUUCAAAGGGUGCAAGGGGUUGGAAAGAGAUGUUGUUCUCUCGAAGUUCUUCCAUGUCAGAACUUGGUUCAGAUUCGAGAAAAGAUGUGAAUCCUGAAAUUGCUAGUGUAUCUCGAUUGAUGGAAUACGUUGAAGCUAGGGAAAAUAAUAGAGUUGUCGAUACUUCUUUGUCCAAUCAUUUGGAGGAUGGUUCCAUGGCAGAGGCAAGCAACCAUAACCGAAGCUAGUGGAGAAGACUCCGUGUGACAACAAUACUUCAACUGCUUGUUCUGCUAGCUCACUUACAAAUUAAGCUUUUUUCUUCUUCUUUUGUUUCUGUUAUCGCAUAUUUCUUGAGGAUCUCAUAUUUGAAGGUGACCUUUGAUCUUUGUAUGAUCCUUCAAACAAAAAAUAUAUGGAUCUUGCCUUCCAGUUUAGUGAUUUGGUUAUACAUAUCCACCUUAUGCAUAUAUGUUCUAA
Cicer arietinum (chickpea) is the source of this 1411-nucleotide messenger RNA. Its product is annotated as E3 ubiquitin-protein ligase RHF2A-like. Lineage: Eukaryota; Viridiplantae; Streptophyta; Magnoliopsida; Fabales; Fabaceae. The record is from RefSeq and is a predicted model, not a curated record. Gene Ontology annotation, molecular function: ubiquitin-protein transferase activity.